Messenger RNA from Botrytis byssoidea, 1188 nucleotides. RefSeq lists its product as uncharacterized. Bases 1 to 1188 code for a protein of 395 amino acids. NCBI's taxonomy places the organism in Eukaryota, Fungi, Ascomycota, Leotiomycetes, Helotiales, Sclerotiniaceae. The record is from RefSeq and is a predicted model, not a curated record. The transcript has 2 exons.
AUGCAUUUCUCAAAAGUUGCCAUCACUGCCAUCUUGGCCAUUAACUCAGUACAAGCUUUACCAAUUCAAGAACGCUGUGACACAUGCGGUGGUGUUGCCAACAAAGAAUCAGAAUCUAAGAUUGAAGAACGUGAUUCUCAAAAAACGCCCGUCAAGUACAUGCGAUUAAUGCCUUGGGAAGAGUUUUGUGAAAAAUGUCCACCAAAGGAAUUUUUCGAACCUGGUGGGGUCGGACAUGGUAUGACUCCAAAGGGCAUGAUGGGAGAAUACGUUGCUGGCCUCUGCAAUUAUCAUUGUAGCUCUGGCUAUCCCGAGUCCUACGCAAACACUCUCCGAUCUAGAGUCACCAUUUCUCCAUCUGGAUCAAACACUACCCAGGCUGAAGUUGUUACUGCUCGAUCCGAAUCAACCACCACUCAACCUGAAGUCACCGCUUCUCAAUCUACAAGUCAAGAAUAUUCUGAGAUCAAGUCGGAUGAUUACAAAAACAACAAUUACACUAUUCAAUUCGAAGCUGACGAUAUCAUCGAGCUCAAGGCUGAACAGCAGGGCACUUGCACCAAUGCAGGCAAGUUCAGCUGUAUUUCUGGAACAUCUUUCCAGCAAUGUGCUAGCGGUACCUGGAGUGUUGCUCAAAACAUGGCUCCAGGAACUGUUUGUUUAGCUGGAAAGGGGUAUGAUUUGAACCAUGUGCCAGCCGAAAAGAGAACGUUGACGACACAGGAUAUCCAGAAUCCUACUUCAAGGGAAAUGGAGACCAAGGCAGAGAAGAACCCCAUUGAAAAGAGAUUGUGGAUCCAAGUCUUCAAAUGGUCAUUCUUCGGACCCAAACCACCAGUACACCUUACUCCAGAGGAGGAGAAAAAGAAGGAAAUCGAAGCAGAUGUAAAGUAUUCCAAAGAAUUCCAUCAAUACGGCGGACAUGGAGAUCUCAAGAAAGAAGCCGAGGAGAAGAAAGCCGCCGAAGAGAAACACGCCAAAGGAUUUCAUCAAUUUUCCGGAGUCGACAAGGAAGCUGAGAAGAAGAAAGCCGAGGAGAAGAAAGCUGCCGAUGAGAAAUAUGCCAAAGAAUUUCAUCAAUUUGGCGGUCUCAAAACGGAUGCUGAGAAGAAGAAAGCCAAGGAGGAGGAGAAAACAGCCCUUGCUUGGAAAUUAUUUGGACCCAAGGAUGGAGAAAAGCAAGAAUAA